Cucurbita maxima (winter squash) is the source of this 1427-nucleotide messenger RNA. Its product is annotated as serine/arginine-rich splicing factor RS2Z32-like. The transcript is spliced from 6 exons. NCBI's taxonomy places the organism in Eukaryota, Viridiplantae, Streptophyta, Magnoliopsida, Cucurbitales, Cucurbitaceae. The record is from RefSeq and is a predicted model, not a curated record. Gene Ontology annotation, molecular function: zinc ion binding; mRNA binding. Gene Ontology annotation, cellular component: nuclear speck. The coding region runs from base 292 to 1293 and encodes 333 amino acids. Gene Ontology annotation, biological process: mRNA splicing, via spliceosome.
UUGUAGACAAAAUGCCAAGGUACGACGAUCGUUAUGGUGGUACUCGGCUCUACGUUGGGCGCCUGUCUUCACGGACGAGGUCCCGUGAUCUGGAUGACUUGUUCGGUCGUUAUGGAAGGUUUUUUGGCUUAUGUCAAACCUGGAGGUCUAUGGUGAGAGGGUUCCCUUGGUGGAUUUGGCGAGUCUUUCUAUUAUGUUAUUGCCUGUUUUUAUGGAAAUGCCAAGAAUCUCAGAAUGGUGUUUAGUUCAUCUAUGAGGGGCGAGGUGUCAACCCUUUGAUACUUGUAUCAAAUGAUGGCCUUACCUGUUUCUGGAACCAAUUUGCGCAGAGUACGCGAUGUGGAUAUGAAGCGAGACUAUGCAUUUGUUGAGUUUAGUGAUCCUCGGGAUGCUGACGAUGCAAGAUAUAGUUUAAAUGGGAGGGAUGUUCAAGGAAGUAGAAUCAUUGUGGAAAUAGCUAAAGGGGUACCCCGUGGUCCUGGUGGAUCUCGUGAAUCUCUUGGUCGAGGCCCUCCUGGAACUGGGCGAUGUUUUAACUGUGGGAUAGAUGGCCACUGGGCUAGAGAUUGCAAGGCUGGAGACUGGAAAAAUAAGUGCUAUCGCUGUGGUGAACGGGGUCACAUAGAGAAGAAUUGCCAGAACAGUCCUAAGAAAUUGAAACGUGGAAGUUACUCACGUUCACCCAGUCCUCGCCAUGGUAGAAGCCGCAGUCGUAGUUACAGCAGAGGUCAUAGCUACAGUCGUUCUAGAUCACCCGUGAAAAGAGAGAGAAGCCUUGAACGAUCAGAUAAAAGAUCAAGGAGUCCGAGAGGCAGGUCAAGCCCAAAGAGGCACAGUUUGUCACCUCCUCCUUCGAAAGCUAUGAAACGUAGCCCCACACCUGAUGAGAGGAGUCCAGAAGAAGCAAAACACAGUCUGUCCCCUGGAAAUCGCGCCAGUCCAAGAGGAGGUAGGAGCAGCAGGAGUCCGAGAGGUAGGAGCAGCAGGAGUCCGGGAGGUAGGAGCAGGAGCAUAAGUCCAAGAGGUAGGAGCAGCAUAAGUCCAAGAGGUAGGAGCAGAAGUCCCAGAGGUAGGAGCAGAAGUCCCAGAGGUAGAAGCAGGAGUCCAAUAGAUAGAAGCAGGAGUCCAAUGGAUGAAGGCGAGGAGGACUUCAAUGGUGGUGGAAGUAGGAAUUAUCGGAGGGAAGAAAAUGGCUACAGUCGCAGCCCCAGUCCAUUGCCCAGAGAAGAAGCGAGUCCUGUAAACGAUGAAGAUAAUAAUGGUUCUCCAAGGGGGGGCAGCGAGUCUGCUUAAUAAACAGUUCAUUAUUCUGCGUUUGCGUUGGAAUAUGAUAAAUGACUUGUGCCUAAGAGAGACUUCUAAAAUAGAAUUGUACUGUGAUUUUGAAUCCCAUCUCAAAUGUUCAUUGGCACCACAUUUUUCGCCUA